AUGUCGAGCUCUCUCGCGAUGCGCGCGACCGUCGCGAGGCCGACCGUCUCCGCGCGCGGCGCGUCCGCCCGCGCCGUCGCCGUCGCCCCCCUCGCGUGUCGCGCGCCGCGCGCGCCGCGCGCCUCCGCGAUCUCCGCCUCCUCCGCCACGGACGAGGCCGGCGCGGUCGCCGCAAAUGCCAACUUCCGCGCGGGCGCGGGCGCCGGCGGCGGCAGCGCGGACGUCAACAACUCCGUGACCGACGACGACGUGUCGUCGUGGAACGAGAUCGAGAUCCAGGUGGCGAACAUGUGCGCCAAGUACGCCGGGGACUCGAGCGUGAACGGCCGCAUCAUGGCGCUGGCGGAGCUCGGCCCGGAUAAAACGUACGAGGCGCUGGACGACAUCACCGUCGUGGACGUGUUCCAGGCGGCGUACGACGGCGGCCUCGAGGCCGCGACGACGAUCAUCGACGUCCACCUCCGCAUGGUCGCGGAGUGCAUCAUCGCGGACGACGUCGAGCUCGUGCGGACGGUGUACGGCAAGUUCAAACGGAUGCCGCCGCUGCUGAUGCGAUCGUCCGUCGUCGCCACCGCCGCCGUCGCGGAGGCGGGACUGCUGAAAGUGCGGGAGGAGUACGAGCUCAUCGAGGCGAUGUUGCGGGAGGAGGUGGCGAAGCCGGACGCGGGCGACGAGAUGAAGCUGGAGCACGAGAAGUGCGAGGUUUUGAUGAAGACGAUGGACGCGGUCAUCGCGGUGUUGCACGAGGAGAAGGGCGAGAAGGACGGGGAGCUCGUGUCGGACGCGCCGUCCGUGAGCUCCUCCUCGGACUGA
Messenger RNA from Micromonas pusilla CCMP1545, 813 nucleotides. RefSeq lists its product as uncharacterized. The transcript has a single exon. Bases 1 to 813 code for a protein of 270 amino acids. Lineage: Eukaryota; Viridiplantae; Chlorophyta; Mamiellophyceae; Mamiellales; Mamiellaceae. The record is from RefSeq and is a predicted model, not a curated record.